Molecule: messenger RNA, 1718 nt
Organism: Myxocyprinus asiaticus (Chinese sucker)
Lineage: Eukaryota; Metazoa; Chordata; Actinopteri; Cypriniformes; Catostomidae
Product: ubiquitin-conjugating enzyme E2 D2-like
Exons: 7
Coding region: 251-694 (147 amino acids)
Biological process (GO): ubiquitin-dependent protein catabolic process; protein K48-linked ubiquitination
Cellular component (GO): nucleus
Molecular function (GO): ubiquitin conjugating enzyme activity
Source: RefSeq, a predicted model, not a curated record
CGUGAUGCGGUAGCUGCUCGCUGCCGCUGCUGCAGGAGGAAGGACCAGACCGCUACCAGCACCACCUUUCAGUUUCGCCUUCAAAUUACACCGACCGGCUCCGUCACAGACGCAACACCGACUGAAUUAUUGCCCCAAGGCGUCCCUUAUCACGACCCUGGGGUUUGGCCGCGUCUAAACUGAAGAAGCACCGUUUUAAUCGCGUGUAAGAGGGGUUUUGUGUGUUUUUGACAGCAGUAACAGCACAACAAUGGCUCUGAAAAGAAUCCACAAGGAGCUGCAUGAUUUGGGCCGUGACCCACCUGCUCAGUGUUCAGCGGGUCCAGUAGGGGAUGACAUGUUCCACUGGCAGGCCACAAUAAUGGGACCAAAUGACAGUCCUUACCAGGGUGGAGUGUUCUUCUUGACCAUACACUUUCCCACAGAUUACCCUUUCAAACCGCCAAAGGUUGCAUUUACCACAAGAAUCUAUCACCCAAAUAUCAACAGCAAUGGCAGCAUCUGUCUGGAUAUUCUGAGGUCACAGUGGUCACCGGCACUUACCAUCUCCAAAGUUCUUCUGUCCAUCUGUUCCCUGCUGUGCGACCCCAAUCCGGACGACCCCUUAGUACCUGAGAUCGCCCGCAUUUACAAGACUGACAGGGAAAAGUACAACAGAAUAGCUCGGGAAUGGACACAAAAGUAUGCAAUGUAGUUUUGGAGUUAGAAUCAUGGUGGGAGAAAAUUACACCUCAAUCUUAAGGUUAGGGGAGAUUUGAAAAGUUCAAAAGAUGAGAAAAAAAAAAGAGAAAAAAAAAAACAGAUUUGUUGGUUUCCAUUGGAGUGCUUUCUUUAAGCCACACCUCCCCUCACCAGAGCACCUCCCCCCCGCUCUUAUCCCCCCUGGCAGCCAUGGUGUACAUACUCGGACUACAACUGUAGCCCCUCCCAAACUCCACAUCUCCUGCUUCACCACCUCUGUUGCUGUGGUGACGCACCCGUUGCUUAGGAUCAGUCCGUAUCAAUUUUGCUGUUGAAAAUGUUUAUGGCUCUAAAAGCAUUCCUUGUUGUUUUUAAGAACUGGGAAGGGAGGGCUAUAUUAUCAUUAUUAUUUCCUUUCCCUGUGUUUUGUGAUAGUCUGAAGAUAGAGGUUUAUGUACUUUACAGUUUAAUUUUUCAUUUCCAUUUCCUCACAACUGUACGUUGCAUCAGGAAAUUAUUAUUAUUUUUUUUUUAAGAGAAGGGAGGGGUUUGCUGGCUAUCUUUUUGUAUAAAUCUAUAAGGAAUUCUUUUAAAAUCAUAGCAGGUAAUUCAAGGAAAAUGGACCUCCUGUCCUCUCUGGAGUAUUCUAAUGGACUUGAAAACUAUGAAUAUAUAUAUUGUUUCCAUUUGCCAUUGCAAAGACUGUCUCUACCCCUUUCCUUAGCCAUGACCAACUUCACAAACGUUCACCAUGAUGGAAGAAUUCGAAACAGUUAUUUAAAGCAGUCUCUAUAACAUGCAUCUUAUUUGUUUUGUUUUUUUCCCCUCUCCCCCAACCCACCCUUGUAACUCUUAGGUUGAAUUUUUUUUCUGCUCUUGUUGAAUUAGAUGCUAACAUUGUUCAGCCAGACUCGAUUGGGUCCCUGGGUGAGAGUCUCCUCACAGACAAACUUCUGUAUAUUUAAUUUUCUGACAAGCUCGUUGAGCUUUGUGUGUUGAUUAAAACUGUGUAAUAAAAUGAUUACUAAAGUCUGAAA